Molecule: messenger RNA, 693 nt
Organism: Triticum turgidum subsp. durum (durum wheat)
Lineage: Eukaryota; Viridiplantae; Streptophyta; Magnoliopsida; Poales; Poaceae
Source: the annotation of a GenBank genome assembly
AUGGCUAACUCGCUGCUCGACUCGCCGCCGCAGUUCCCUGCCGCUGGCCCUUGGGGCUCUCUGUUCGCCGUCCAGGAACCCGGGAAGCCUCGGCGUGUGUCGGUGGCGCUACCGUUCGCUCCCAAGAAGAUGCCAGCGUACCGGUACGGCAUGAAGCGGAACCUGGAGAUGUGCACCGAGGCGCUCGGGUGCGAGACCGGUGGCGUCGACCCAGCCGCUGACGACGCCGACGAGGGCGUGGAGCGGAAGAGGAAAUACAGAGAGGAGGAGGAGGAGAUCAAGGUGGAGCGAACGGAGCGGAGGGCGCGCGUGCUGCCGCCGCCGCUGACGACGCUCGCUGCUGGCGCGACCCGCAUGCGCAUGGUCCACGAGCGACGCGGCGGGCGGCUGGAGGUGUACGCGGUACGGGCCUCCGGAAUGGAGGCCGAGCGGAGCGGCGGGCGUCUUCGGCUCCGCCUCCUGCCCUGCGCCGGCUGCAAUGCCGCCGCAGCGUGCAGCAGCCAACAAGAACCGCAAGAAGCAGAGGAAGAUGAGACAGAGGAGGUUGAUCAGCAGCGGCAGGAGGAGUGCGUGGUCCCCAAGUACGUGCGCCGCGAGCGGUGCCUGAAGGUAGAGAGUGGCGCCACGGCGGCGAGGUGCAGCAUCAAAUGGGAGCAGGAGCAGACUGCCGCCUUCUGGGUGGCCACCACCUGA